Messenger RNA from Medicago truncatula (barrel medic), 1365 nucleotides. RefSeq names its product GDSL esterase/lipase At2g03980. Lineage: Eukaryota; Viridiplantae; Streptophyta; Magnoliopsida; Fabales; Fabaceae. The transcript has 5 exons. The record is from RefSeq and is a predicted model, not a curated record. Bases 178 to 1230 code for a protein of 350 amino acids. Gene Ontology annotation, molecular function: hydrolase activity, acting on ester bonds.
AUAUUUUUUUUUUGUUCUAGAAAAACAUCUAUACCACUAUAAAACCCCAAACAAAUGUUCAACAAUCAUUACAAAGCAGAGAAGCAAGUUGGUCAAUCCCUCUAAGUGACCACAAUCAUACUCCAUUUUAUUACAUUUACACCCCCUCCUACGCUAUUUCUAUAUUGGUGUGAGAAAAUGAACACUAAUUAUCUCACUUUUUCUUAUGUGUUAAUUACUUUGUUGUUACCCCUAGCAUCAUCAACAAAUUCAUAUCACUCAAAACAGAUUCCAGCUAUCUAUGUUUUUGGUGAUUCCCUUGUUGACAGUGGUAACAACAAUUAUCUUCCAAUUCAAUCAAAUGCAAAAUUUCCUCCUUACGGUAUAGACUUUGAUGGUGGCAAACCUACUGGUCGAAACACUAAUGGAAAAACUGUGGUUGAUUACUUAGCUAUACAUCUAGGGCUACCCUUUGUUCCUCCCUAUUUGGGACUUUCAAAGGCUCACAGAAACAAAAUCAUUACAGGCAUAAAUUUUGCGUCUGCUGGUUCAGGCAUUCUUCCAGAAACUAACAAUAAAACUUUGACUCUUGACAAACAGAUAAAGUUAUUCAAGAGGGUUAUUAAGAAUAACUUGCCACAUAUGUUUGAUGAAAAGGAAAAAUUAGAGAAGCAUCUAUCUGAAUCCUUGUUUGUUGUCUCUACUGGUGUGAAUGACAACUUGGUUAACAGAACCUUCCGUGGCUCUAGAAAAUUUUCUUCCUAUCUGCUAAAAGAAUUUUCCCUACGCUUGCAGAAAAUUUACAACCUAGGAGCUAGAAGGUUUUUCAUGAAUAAUAUUGCACCACUUGGGUGCUUUCCAUCAUUUGCUCCAAGACCAAGACCAAGAGGAGAAUGCAAUGAGAAAAUAAACAAGGCAAUUUCCUAUUAUAAUAAUUGUUUGCCUAAUGUACUUCAAAAGCUGCAGUCUCAACUUCCUGGCUUUUCUUUUAUCCACUCAGAUCUUUAUGAGUCCUUCAUGUAUCUAAGAGAAAAUGGACACAAAUAUGGGAUAUUAGAAACAUGGAAACCUUGCUGCCCAAAUAACAUUUUUGGUGAUCUCCAAUGUCAUCCUUAUAAUGCUACUUGUUCAAACAGAAACACUCAUCUCUUCUUUGAUGAUCACCCCUCUCAAAUUGCCAACAAAAUAUAUGCAACACGUUGCUUCAUUGAGAAGACAAUAUGCAAGCCAUCUAGCUUCAAAAUGCUCUAAUUAAUAAAUCAGUUGUAUUAUUUGAACAACAAAAUACAAAUAUAUGCUCUAAUUAAUAUAUAUGUAUGGUUAUGUUUUCACUUUGUAAUGUAGCAUUGGGAUAAGUAUAAUAAUAAACUAGAUUAAGAUCUUCCA